UUGGAUUACAUGCAUAUGGUGUGCCUUGGGGUAGUCAGGCGCAUGCUGGUCUACUUAACUCGUGGCCCAAAAAUAUGCCGGCUAUCUGCGAGGCAGAAAGAUGCAGUGUCUCAAAAACAAAUUGGACUGAGAGGCAAAAUGCCAAGUGAGUUUGCUCGGCAACCACGUGGCCUACAAGAAAUGGACAGGUGGAAAGCCACUGAAUUUCGCCAGUUUCUUCUCUACACAGGACCCGUUGUGCUAAAAUCUGUGAUGUCCCCUGAAAGGUACAAGCAUUUCCUGUCCUUAUCAGUAGCCAUGUCAAUACUGCUGGAGUCGGAUGACAAGAUUCGAAACGCCUAUCUCCAGUAUGCUCGUGACCUCAUCAAACACUUCAUCACCUGCUGUGAUCUUCUCUAUGGCAAGACAUUCUCUGUGUACAAUGUGCAUGGACUAUCGCAUCUUCAUGAAGACGCCAGCCACUUCAAUUGCUCGCUCAAUGACAUCUCCUGUUUUCCAUUCGAAAACUACCUCCAACAGGUGAAGAAGGAUGUGAGAAGUGGGAGAAAUCCUCUCGAACAAGUGACCAGGCGUUUGACAGAGCGCGAACAUUCGGCAGUGAAAAAUCACAAAACUCGCCCCCAAGUGUUUAUUUCUGCGAAGGAACGGGACAGCUGUUUCCUCUUGGAAAAUGACAGAUUUGCCUUUGUUCAGCGAAAAAAUGCAGACGGUACCUUGGCUUGCAAAAUCCUUCACCAACGUCACACCUCGCCCUUGUUUCACCAGCCAUGUAGCUCUGCACUUUUAAAUGUCGUGUGCAUAGGAAGUGGUCAUGUGACGAUGAAAAAUUGCCUGCUGCGGGAAGAGGAUUUGUUCCGCAAGGUGGCUUUCCUCCCCCAAGAAUGUGGUGGUGCUGUCCUGAUACCACUUCGCCAUGGCCCGGAAAAGGCCAAUUAAAGGCAAUGUAUGCAAAGGCUGUCUGGAAGGAGGGGAACAUAGAGGAGGAGGGUGUUAUUCCAGAUAAAUGGAUCGAUAGGGAGAAAAAAAUAGUAAAAUGGCCACAGAUGAGCAGCACUAAAACGGAGAAAGCCAUGAAGGACAGGAUCACCCCACAACCUGACUGGUUGACCUUCCCGUUAGUUAAAGUAAAAUUUACAUCAGAUAAUCGCCGGGAAUGUGAAAAUUAUGACCUAACUAGUCAGGCGGAGGAUGACAAUGAGGAGGAUGUGUGUGUGUUGAAGAGGACCCGGACAAAGAAAAAACUGCCCGCUGAUUUUGUUAGAAAUGGACUAUCUGACUCUGACGAAGAGGAUGGUGACAGAGCCCUAGGUGUUGAGCUGCCCAACUUCCCUGCUCCACCGCCAAAAGUGCAGAAUACAGCUGAACCAGAUAUGUCUUCUCUAGGUGUCGAGUUGCCGACGUUCCCUGCUCCACCACCAAAAGUGCAUCCUACUCAGAAGAACACAGCUGAAUCAUUCUUGAACAUGUCUUAUAUAGCAGAAAAGCACCCCCCUCAGGACACGGCUGUACUAGACAACUCCCUCUGCAUGUCUAGUCCUGGCCUUGUGAAGGACACACUGUGUUUUUCAGGAUCUCGACACCCAGCCCAACGAAGGUCCAGGUCCAGAUCACAGCACAGAUUUGUCACCAGACGUAGGACCAGAUCUGGCAGCAGCAGUGAUGGUACCAGCACCAACAGUUCUGGCAGCAGCAAGAUCCAUCACAGACCAAGGCCAAAUGCUGAGAGUGGCGGCGAGAGAGCCCAUUCCACAGAGAGACGAGGAUUCAGCGGGACACCCAGCUCCUGGCGUGAUGGCAGCCCCCGAAAUCACAGACCAAGGCCAAAUGCUGAGAGUGGCGGCGAGAGAGCCUAUUCCACAGAGAGACGAGGAUUCAGCGGGACACCCAGAUCCUGGCGUGAUGGCAGCCCCCGAAAUCACAGACCAAGGCCAAAUGCUGAGAGUGGCGGCGAGAGAGCCUAUUCCACAGAGAGACGAGGAUUCAGCGGGACACCCAGCUCCUGGCGUGAUCGCAGCCCCCGAAAUCACAGACCAAGGCCAAAUGCUGAGAGUGGCGGCGAGAGAGCCUAUUCCACAGAGAGACGAGGAUUCAGCGGGACACCCAGCUCCUGGCGUGAUCGCAGCCCCCGAAAUCACAGACCAAGGCCAAAUGCUGAGAGUGGCGGCGAGAGAGCCCAUUCCACAGAGAGACGAGGAUUCAGCGGGACACCCAGGUCCUGGCGUGAUGGCAGCCCCCGAAAUCACAGACCAAGGCCAAAUGCUGAGAGUGGCGGCGAGAGAGCCUAUUCCACAGAGAGACGAGGAUUCAGCGGGACACCCAGAUCCUGGCGUGAUGGCAGCCCCCGAAAUCACAGACAAAGGCCAAAUGCUGAGAGUGGCGGCGAGAGAGCCCAUUCCACAGAGAGACGAGGAUUCAGCGGGACACCCAGAUCCUGGCGUGAUGGCAGCCCCCGAAAUCACAGACCAAGGCCAAAUGCUGAGAGUGGCGGCGAGAGAGCCCAUUCCACAGAGAGACGAGGAUUCAGCGGGACACCCAGCUCCUGGCGUGAUCGCAGCCCCCGAAAUCACAGACCAAGGCCAAAUGCUGGGAGUGGGAGUGGAAAGUGGGCGUUCCCAAUGCCGUGGGAUGUGUACCAGAAGAAAGUGUUGGGACUACUGCUUGACCUUCGCAAUCACUACAAGAUGGCACAGCCUACCUCGUCUACCGUCAUAGAAAGGAUGAACACUAUGGAGGAGUUUGAUGAAUCAGAAGAACAGCUGUCUGAGAAGGAAACCUUUGACGCCCUGGUGAAGAAAAUAGCAAAAAUUGGGGGGAAGACUACCAAGGACUGUGUCCACAAAGUUCUUGACGGCCUUUUCACCAAUACCCUCAUGAGCCAUUUCAACAUGAAGGGCAGGGGGAAAAAAGGCAAAAAACCCUUGGAGACCACCAGGAUUUACAGGGCAAUACAAGAUGGAGUCAUGCAGUUUGACCAGACGGCCACAGCAGAACUGAUCAAGACCUAUGCCCAAGAGCACUUGAAACAUGCACCGCAAAGGAGAGGAGGGGGGGGCUUCACAAGCCCUUAAUGAUGUUGUUGUUGAUGUGGUGGUGGUGGUUUUUUUUAAGGAAUUAAAGUAUUUCAAUCACAUUGA
Molecule: messenger RNA, 3134 nt
Organism: Engraulis encrasicolus (European anchovy)
Lineage: Eukaryota; Metazoa; Chordata; Actinopteri; Clupeiformes; Engraulidae
Exons: 21
Coding region: 882-3068 (728 amino acids)
Source: RefSeq, a predicted model, not a curated record